Molecule: messenger RNA, 5127 nt
Organism: Oryzias latipes (Japanese medaka)
Lineage: Eukaryota; Metazoa; Chordata; Actinopteri; Beloniformes; Adrianichthyidae
Gene: git1
Product: G protein-coupled receptor kinase interacting ArfGAP 1
Biological process (GO): synaptic vesicle recycling; regulation of G protein-coupled receptor signaling pathway; brain development
Cellular component (GO): postsynapse; synapse; cytosol
Molecular function (GO): small GTPase binding; GTPase activator activity
Source: RefSeq, a predicted model, not a curated record
CUGCGGGGCUGAAGGGUGUGUGCGCGCGCGCAGACUGGCAGGUAGAGAGCCGCCGUCUCUCGGCGACUUGAUGGCAACGCAGGGACCGGAUUUUAAUGAAGCGGUCCCGUGGCACGCGCUGCGUGUGUGCAGAUUCAUGCACAACUUUAAUCUAGAUCUGCUCCUCCGGAGGGAACGUGGCCGAGGAGACUAUUGAGCGGAGAGACAAAAAAAAAAGAAAAAUCAGUCCUCAGCUGGCCGGGAAAGCCGAACACACCACCCGGCUUCCGGGGAUUCCGGGGCCGCUGCGGUUGACGGCAGACGUCGGUCGCUCGCUCGCUCAGGGGGGAGAAUACCCAACAUCGGCGGAGGCAUCCACCUCUCGAUCUCCGCAGCCUCUUUCGAGAUGUCAAGAAAGCUACAAAGGACAGAAGUCUGCGCUGACUGCAGUGCGCCAGACCCGGGGUGGACGAGCAUAAACAGAGGGGUCCUGAUAUGUGACGAGUGCUGUUCGGUACACCGCAGCUUAGGCCGCCAUAUCUCAAUAGUCAAACACUUAAGGCACAGCGGAUGGCCUCCCACAUUACUGCAGAUGGUUCAAACCCUGGCGAGUAACGGGGCCAACUCCAUAUGGGAGCACAGUCUCCUCGACCCGGCACAGGUGCAGAGCGGCCGUAGGAAACCAAACCCUCAGGACAAGGUCCAUCCCACUAAGUCAGAGUUCAUCAGAGCUAAGUACCAGAUGCUGGCAUUUGUGCACAAGCUUCCCUGUCGUGAUGAUGAUGGCGUCACUACCAAGGAUCUCAGUAAGCAACUUCAUUCGAGUGUGCGGACUGGGAGCUUAGAGACCUGUCUUCGCCUUUUGUCCCUCGGUGCUCAGGCAAACUUCUUCCAUCCGGAGAAAGGCACUACCCCACUCCACGUGGCAGCCAAAGCUGGGCAAAUCCUGCAAGCGGAGUUGCUUGUUGUGUACGGUGCAGAUCCUGGAGCACCUGACAUCAAUGGGCGCACGCCAAUGGACUACGCUAGGCAGGCGGGCCACAUAGAAUUAGCAGAACGUCUGGUAGAGUGUCAGUAUGAACUGACCGACAGGCUAGCUUUCUACCUGUGUGGCCGGCGUCCAGAUCACAAAAAUGGCCAUUAUAUCAUUCCUCAGAUGGCAGACAGAGCUCGUCCUAAGUGCCCCACACAGAGUUUGGACCUCUCAGAGCUAGCAAAGGCCGCCAAGAAGAAGCUUCAAGCGCUGAACAACCGUUUGUUCGAGGAGCUAGCCAUGGACGUCUACGAUGAGGUGGACCGCAGAGAAAACGAUGCCGUGUGGUUGACGACACAGAACCACAGCACUCUGGUAACAGAACGAAGCGCCGUUCCUUUCCUGCCAGUCAACCCCGAAUACUCCGCCACACGCAACCAGGGACGCCAGAAACUGGCCCGGUUCAACGCCCGGGAGUUUGCCACGCUCAUCAUCGACAUUCUGAGCGACGCCAAACGGAGGCAGCAGGGGAAGGGCCUGAGCCCUACUGACCCGUUGGACCUGGCUAUUGAUGAUGAUCAGCACGACUACGACAGCGUAGCAUCUGAUGAAGAUACAGACAGCGAGCUCGCCACCCACAACAACAACAACACGCAACGCAGCAACCGUGCAAAGAGUAUGGACUCGUCAGACUUGUCCGAUGGUCCCAUAACCCUGCAGGAGUACCUGGAGGUGAAGAAAGCUCUGGCCUCCUCAGAAGCCAAGGUGCAACAGCUGAUGAAGGUCAACAACAACUUGAGUGAGGAGCUCCGGCGCCUCCAGAAGGAGAUUACCCGGAUGCAGACAGAGAACAGCGUGCUGCGGGGGUGCCAGCAGGCUGGGGGGGCAGCUGGCCAUGGGUUAGGAGGGCCUGGUGGAGGAGGAGGAGGAGGAGGAGGAGGAGGACACUGGCCAGGGGGAGGAAAUCAAGUAGACGGAGGAGGCUCAGCUGGACCAGGAAUGGUCUCCCCAUCGCUCUUUGUGCCCUCCUCAACCGCCUCUCACUCCCACCCCCACUGGAGGGAGCGCCAGGCUUUUUCAAUGUACGUGCCCGGAGCCGUUCCUGGCCCCAUAGCCCAUGGCCCCCCAGCCCUGGACUCCCUGGCAGCUCGCCUGCAGCCCCUCAACACACCUAGCGUGAGAAAAGGUGGCACGGGGGGUGCAGUGACCUACGGAGGCCAGCCUCUGUCCGGCUCCACAGAGGUGGGCAGAUACAUGGUGCCUAAACCAGAGAAGCACGGCAGUGGCACAGACAGCGACUAUGACAACACGCACAUGUAUGACCCUUCACUGAGUGUGGGUCGCAGCAGUGAGGAAGAAAGUCGCGGCGAGUCUGAGGACGGAGGAGGCGGGGAGGGGGGAGAGCCGGACCCCACCCUACCCUGCACCGAGGACGUCAUAUUGAAGACGGAGCAGGUGACCAAGAACAUUCAGGAGCUCCUCAGAGCGGCGCAGGAGUUCAAACACGACAGCUUUGUCCCUUGUUCUGAGAAGAUCCACUCUGCAGUCACUGAGAUGGCUUCCCUCUUUCCUAAACGGCCGGCCCUGGACGCGGUCCACUGCUCCCUGCGCCUGCUGGCCUCCAGCGCCUCGCGGCUGCAGGUGGAGUGUCGCAAGGCGGUGCCGUCGGAGUCCGGGGCGCCGGCGGUGGACUACCAGCUCCUCACGCAGCAGGUCAUCCAGUGCGCCUACGACAUAGCCAAGGCCGCCAAGCAGCUGGUCACCAUCACCACUCGGGAGAAGAAGCAGUGACGCAGCAGAUGGAAAGAUGGCGAGAAGGGAUCCGUGGAGGAGAGGGACGUCGUAAUCGCACAGUAGCUGGGAGGACGGAGGAGGCGGAGCCGAUGGUGGCAUCGUGGACGGGCCAAAGACACGAUGCAUGAGAAAUAACCCCAUACAAGCCACAGAACACUACAAUGGACUGGAAGGGAGAGUGGGAUUGUGGGAGUUAUAGCCUGCAGCGACCUCAGAGUGGGAAUGUAUGAAUAGCCGCUGAACCUGAGGAGCGUACAGGAAGAACCACGCUGGGAGGUGUACAGUGACCCGGAUCCUGCAAAGUUACCGCUUUAUUUAUUCUCUGUCCCCUCUCCUCUGGCAGUUUGAGCCCCGCGGCAGAGGAGGACCCGUGUAGCUCCGCCCCCCGCCCCCCGCCCCGACAGCUUCUCGACCUCUGGUGGUACCCAGCAUGAUCUGGCAUGUUUCCCCUCCUUCCUCUCCUUUCAUUUGCAGAUCGGUUCGAUUUGCACCUUCGAAGUCAAACUUUGUUGUUUUCUUUUGUACUGACUCAAACAACACUUAACACUGGAAUCAUUGUGAAUUAUUGUUCAUGUCUGUCAUUUUUUUCUUUUUGUAUUGAUCAUUUUACUGACUGUCUCUUUGAGUUCAUUGUUAAUAUUGGUUCCGAUGCAGAGCAGGGGGGGGAGGGACGUUGCAGACGCUAAAGAACCUGGGAACCAGGCGCUCCUUCCACACCCACUCUGAUUUCUUAACCCCUCAUGGUGUGGAAGGGGGACGGCAGAGGCCGUUCAUGUUGUCCCUCAACACUCUUUUGUUUGUUUAUUUUGUACUUGAUUACUCUUAAAAAUGUGUCUCACUUAAGAGAGCCAGUGGAAUCAUCUCAGGAUCUGGCGAUCGGUGCCAAGUAGGAGAACGACGGUCCAGUUUUUCGCAUGAGGAUGAAACCUGUGCCCUUUUGCUGGCUCCGCCCCUCCAUUUACACAGCCGCCAUCCUUUUGCGUGCAUGUUAGUUAACAGUGGCAGACAGUUGCAGGUACGUUUUUUAUUAAAGUAACUCCUGGGAAGUGAAAGAUCUGGCAUAAAAACUGCAAACCUUUUUUUCUUGGGAAAAAAAGAGUUUUGCUUUAAGGCUGUUUGGUGGUCGAACCCGCAAACAGUCCACAGACACUCGAAGCUCCAGGUGACUGAACUCUGCCAGCAGGGGGCAUCAUUAGGAACAGAUCUCAUCUCAUGCUUUGACCCACAUGUCAGCGUUUCCAGCUGGUUGUGCUCUGCCAAACCAAUAUGGCGGUUUGGUCCAAGAUGCCUUUUUGUUUUUGUUUUCCAGCUUCCGCGAUUGUCUUCCUCCACUGCAGAUUCGACUUGAACCCGUUUUCCAAGUGCUCGUGCUUUCAGGACCUCGAACCAAAACACUGAUGGGAUCACAGCAGCUGCGCCUCAGAAUGCGCCGCCUUUUAGCAAGGCACCGUUACUGGAUUUUAGCCGUGUUUGAUUUACAGAUCCCUUCCCCGAUGUUUUAAUGGUUUCCUGCCGUGGCUUCAUGCUCGUUUCUGUGGGGACUUUAGUUUUGUUUGUUUUUUUAAGCCGUUUGAACUUCAUCUCCUGACUGAAAAGUCUCAAACAAAGCCUGAACUCGCAAAGGCCAAUAGUUCAAAUUAGAGCCAUAUCAAAUGUUUGUUUUUUCUUGGCCUCAAAGCGGGGAGGGGGGAUACAACGUAGUACCUGAAAUCUCCCAAGUUGACGUACCUGUAGACGUUUCAGGUACCACGCCGUGGUGUCCACCCCCCUCCUGUGUGGUCAUACAGUACAUGUUCAGUCCUACUGGAAUCCACAGGAAGCUAGGAGGAGGAGCCAAAGGACGGACCCAUGAGCGCCGAGCGUUGUGGUCUUUGUUGCACUACUUUUCAAACACUAGCCGAUUUAAAGUGUGCGGUUCCAAGUACACACAGCAUCAGAUUUUGGGAAAAGACCUGCAGCACACUUAAGCUCAGGACUAGAGUCAUCUCAAGAACGCACACGGCCUAGACACUACGCAGGGCGCUCGUCAAGCGGGAACGGCGCCCAUCUGCCUGGACCUUCUACGCUCUCAUGCCCAGAAAUUUAGCACAUACUGUUCAGCGUUUAGACACACCCGAAGCUCAUCAGUUUGACCAAUCCACAUGCAAGUUAGUAACUCUCCAAAAAUGCUGCCAGACCUCCCAAACCCCUGUGAAGGGGGCGUGGCCUGUGCUGGCGGGUGUUCGUUUUUCACAGCUCUACGCUUUGGGAGAUGGGGAGUGGCAGAGAGAUCUUUUAACAGAAGACUUAUAAAGAAUGACUGACUUUAAAAAAAGGUCACUUGUAAUGGAAACUCAUAAGCUGUACAUUUGUAAUAAAAUAAAACAAUUUAAUUGUCAUAA